Messenger RNA from Dovyalis caffra, 231 nucleotides. The record is from the annotation of a GenBank genome assembly. Lineage: Eukaryota; Viridiplantae; Streptophyta; Magnoliopsida; Malpighiales; Salicaceae.
AUGGAUAAUGGCAAAAACUGGACAGUAUUCGAAGGAGAUGAAGAAGAUUCUGCCACUCUGCCAGAAAUUGGUUUGGAUGACUUACAGCCAACUAUUUCUUGCAUCAAACAGGGGAGAGCUUCACAUUGGAACCCCACGUUCAGCUUGAGGGGGCAUGUUAGACAUGUUUCUGUUGGAAUUGAUGGAGCGCUUUCUGGCUCAGCUGCAGCCUCAUUAUCAGAAGGUUCGUAA